UUUUUGAGAUGAAAUGAGUGGAGCAUUGGAUACCCAUUGCCUGUAUGUCUGUAUAAUAAUAAUAAUUGUGUUUUGCAGUCAAUAAAUAAUAAUAAUUAUAGUCAAUAAAUUUUAAUAAAUAUAUUCAAUCAAUUAAAUUGAUUGUCCAACAAAAAAAAUUACUAACAUUUUAUUGACUAUUAUAUUAAUAAAUACAUUGUAUUUAAUAAUAAGUGUGUUUUUCAGUGUACAACACGACAGUACAAACCAAAGCAAUAAUAAUAAUAAUAUAUUGAAAUCUAUUUAAAACAACAAUAAUUUUUUAUUGAAAAUUAUUAUCAUUUAGUGUUUAAAUAUCAAUCCAAUUGAUUCACUGAAAUAAUGGCCGGUGCCGCUAAGCGAAUGGAAAAUUUAUCGAAAGUUCGGGACGCGGACAAAGAAUCUGAAUACGGCUAUGUCUAUGCCGUUUCGGGUCCAGUCGUUACCGCCGAAAGGAUGUCCGGCGCCGCUAUGUACGAGUUAGUACGGGUCGGUCACGAGGAAUUGGUCGGCGAAAUUAUUAGACUUGAGUGCGAUAUGGCCACCAUUCAAGUCUACGAGGAGACAUCUGGCGUAACCGUCGGCGAUCCAGUACUCAGGACAGGCAAACCACUGUCCGUAGAGCUCGGACCCGGUAUUAUGGGCAGCAUUUUCGAUGGUAUUCAGCGGCCAUUGAGAGAUAUCCACGAUAUCACCCAAAGCAUAUACAUUCCUAAAGGCAUCAAUACGACUGCCCUCUCCCGUAGUCUUAAAUGGGAUUUUUUCCCCCAAUACGUACGCGUAGGCAGCCAUAUAACUGGUGGCGAUAUUUUCGGUUAUGUUCAUGAAAAUACACUCAUCAAACAUAAGAUAAUAUUGCCGCCCAGAGCCAAGGGAACCGUUACCUAUAUCGCCGAACCGGGAAAUUAUGACUUAAAUGACAUUGUAUUGGAGACCGAAUUUGACGGCCAAAAGACAAAGCACACGAUGAUGCAGGUCUGGCCCGUACGACAGAUGCGACCGGUUACCGAAAAGUUGGCGGCCAAUCAUCCGCUAUUGACCGGCCAGCGUGUAUUGGACUCAUUGUUUCCCUGUGUCCAGGGCGGUACUACCGCUAUUCCCGGCGCUUUCGGUUGCGGCAAAACUGUUAUCUCGCAGGCGCUGUCCAAGUACUCCAACUCGGAUGUCAUCAUUUAUGUCGGUUGCGGCGAAAGAGGCAACGAAAUGGCUGAAGUACUUCGCGAUUUUCCUGAAUUAACUGUCGAAGUUGAUGGACAAACCGAGUCUAUUAUGAAACGAACCACACUAGUGGCCAACACAUCCAAUAUGCCGGUCGCUGCCCGUGAAGCUUCCAUCUAUACUGGUAUUACAUUAGCCGAAUAUUUCCGAGACAUGGGCUACAAUGUGUCUAUGAUGGCUGACUCCACUUCUCGAUGGGCCGAAGCGUUGCGUGAAAUUUCUGGUCGUUUAGCCGAAAUGCCUGCCGACUCAGGUUAUCCGGCCUACUUGAGCGCCCGGUUAGCCUCAUUCUACGAAAGAGCCGGUCGUGUUAAAUGUAUUGGUAAUCCGGAACGCGAGGGUAGUGUAUCCAUUGUGGGUGCCGUCUCGCCGCCCGGCGGUGACUUCUCCGAUCCCGUAACAUCGGCUACGUUGGGUAUCGUACAGGUAUUCUGGGGUUUAGACAAAAAACUUGCACAACGAAAACACUUUCCGUCAAUCAAUUGGUUGGUCUCACACAGUAAAUACACCCGUGCUUUGGAUGAAUUUUAUGACCGAAAUUAUCCCGAUUUUGUUCCCUACAGAAUAAAGUGUCAACAAAUUCUUCAAGAAGAAGAAGAUCUCUCGGAAAUCGUACAAUUGGUCGGUAAGGCAUCGUUGGCCGAGAGCGACAAAAUUACACUAGAAGUGGCCAAACUUCUACAGGAAGACUUUCUUCAGCAAAAUUCCUAUACACCGUACGACAGAUUCUGUCCGUUUUACAAGACCUCUGGUAUCCUGAGGAAUAUGAUUACAUUUUACGAUUUGGCCAAACAUGCAGUCGAAUCAACAGCACAGGGAGAGAACAGGAUCACCUAUGCCACCAUCAGAGAGGCUAUGGGCGACAUACUCUACCAGUUGAGCUCAAUGAAGUUUAAGGAUCCGGUCAAAGAUGGAGAGACACAGAUCCGCAAAGACUUUGAUGAACUCUACGAGAAUAUGCAGACAGCGUUCAGAAACUUAGAGGACUAAUAAUAGGGCAUAUAAUUAAUUAUGUGAAUCAGUUUAUAUAAUUAUUAUUAUUAUUAAUUAAUUAAUUAAUUAUU
This is a messenger RNA of Oppia nitens, 2300 nucleotides long. RefSeq names its product V-type proton ATPase catalytic subunit A. Gene Ontology annotation, molecular function: ATP binding; proton-transporting ATPase activity, rotational mechanism; ATP hydrolysis activity. Gene Ontology annotation, cellular component: proton-transporting V-type ATPase, V1 domain; lysosomal membrane. The coding region runs from base 361 to 2226 and encodes 621 amino acids. The record is from RefSeq and is a predicted model, not a curated record. Gene Ontology annotation, biological process: proton transmembrane transport; ATP metabolic process. The transcript has 6 exons. Lineage: Eukaryota; Metazoa; Arthropoda; Arachnida; Sarcoptiformes; Oppiidae.